This is a messenger RNA of Camellia sinensis, 2045 nucleotides long. The record is from RefSeq and is a predicted model, not a curated record. NCBI's taxonomy places the organism in Eukaryota, Viridiplantae, Streptophyta, Magnoliopsida, Ericales, Theaceae.
AAUUAGACAAUAAUUGCUUAACUUGUACAACUUUGGAUGAAUCCAUUUAAGUUUUUAAUUUUAAAUUUUUGGCAAAAAAAUAUUUAAAAAAUAAGUACAUAAUUUUGCUUUAACUUGGACGAUCUCUAUCUGCGUCGAGACUCUGAAGUAAGCUUCGGUCUCUCAUCUCAUUCCCUAUUCCUCUCUCUCUCUCUCUCUCUCUCCCUGUUCUCUUCUUGUCUACCAACAAGUUAGGGUUUUCUAUUUCAUGUAUUGCUUAAAUCAUUGAUUUGCACCCUUUAUACACAUAUAUGUGUGUAGAUAUAUAUGUAUUUCAAUCUUAUUUCAGUUUUGCUUAUAGAUUUUCUUAACACUCAAUAAUCACUCGAAAAUUGGUAUAUGUGUUUGUUCUUUGUUUCGUUACCCUCUGUUUGGUUACCUGGAAAACGAAGAAAAAAGAAGAGAAACACCAACAUGGUUGUCUUACUCACUCAUUUCGAAUGCUCACACACCACCUGUUUGAUAAUUUGCUCCUUCGAACUCUACACACAUCACGCCCAAUCCUUCCUCAGUUUCACUAUUUGUUCUAGUCCAUUAGCUGUUAAAUGAACUCUUCAUAGCUCUGCUCAACUGUCUUACCUGACCCAAAUGACACUAGUGUUCUUUAGAAGAGGACACCGAUGGUGAAUUCUUGUUUUCAAAGGGUAUUUGGGUUUUCUACGUGGGCAUCGAAUUUUCUUGAUUCUGAGAAUGGGGCAACUGAAUCAUGGUCGGUUCAUGACAAGGGAAUUGCUUCUGAAAAUGAUAGUAGUGGGCUUCACCUUUCGCCAUUGUUUUCGCACGGUAGAGCUCAUUUGGAGAAUUACAAAAUUGAGGUUGUAGAUGCAGAGGCCUGGCGGGUUUCCUCGGGCUUAGUUGAGGCUUGCAGAGGAAUGGACAGGGAAUCGGAAAGAAAGGGUUUGGUUGUGGAAACUGUAGAUGAGAUGGGUAGUUCUGCCCCAUCCAAUAAGGAUGACCCGGAUUUUGAUGAUAUUGAGGACAUGAGAAUCCGAGGACAUCUUUUCUAUAAGCUUGAUAGGGAUUCCAAAGAGUUUGAAGAACACAGUUUUGACUUCCAUCGCAAGAAAUCUUUGAAGAACGAGAGUGAUCGAAAAGAGAGCACAAAGAAGAAAAUUUCAAAUCCUGGAGUUGACAAAUCCUUGAAGACUAAAGAGGAACGAAAAGAAAGUAAAAAGAAAGAAAACCCGAUUUAUAAAUUGGCUUCUAGAAGUGAAGGACUUGCCAAACUUGUUAAAAAUGAGGCUUUUAUUUCUUCGCUUCAUGAAAACGACAGUUGUGGUGUUACGAAGAAAGUAAGGACUCUGACUUUCAACCAGCUUACUGCCCCUUACCACGAACCGUUUUGCUUGGAUAUUUACAUAUCAAAAGGAUCUGUCCGGGCCUGUAUUAUUCACCGGGCUACUAGUAAGGUUGUUGCUGUAGCACAUUCUAUUUCUAAGGACAUGAAAUUUGACCUAGCCUCGACAAAGAAUGCAACUGCUUGUACUGCUGUAGGGGAAGUUUUAGCUCAGAGAGCAUUGGCUGAUGAUAUCCACAAUGCAGUUUACACACCACGGAAAGGGGAGAAAUUGGAGGGGAAGCUUCAGAUUGUUCUUCAGGCUAUCACUGAUAAUGGUGUUAAUGUGAAGGUUAAGAUCAAGCGAAGAAAAGUAAAGAAAGCAUGGCAAUCAGCUACUGCUUAGGGCCAUUGUCAUCAUCCAAUUUGUCUGUUUGAUCAGGUCCAAGAACUUGCUGCAUUUCCAUAUUUCAUUUGAAAUUAUGGUUCUGAUUGUGUCAGUGCAAGCUAUUUAUCUGAAGUAGGUGGUGCAAAGUAGAAUUCAACAUGAAUGUUUUGCUGAGAAGUGGUUUUUUAUAGAACAAAGAGGAGCCUACGCUAUUUGCUUUCCAAGAAGACAUGAGAAGGGAAGAGCCUAUGCUGUAUUGUACGUGGAUUUUAAAUUUGUAAUGAAUGAAAUAAUUAAUAAAUUGAAAUCCCUUUUCCAACUUGUCAAUCGUAUGGUGUCAAU